Messenger RNA from Aedes aegypti (yellow fever mosquito), 3873 nucleotides. It is a transcript of the gene Dlic, whose product is annotated as cytoplasmic dynein 1 light intermediate chain 1. Gene Ontology annotation, molecular function: dynein heavy chain binding. The record is from RefSeq and is a predicted model, not a curated record. Bases 743 to 2227 code for a protein of 494 amino acids. Lineage: Eukaryota; Metazoa; Arthropoda; Insecta; Diptera; Culicidae. The transcript is spliced from 8 exons. Gene Ontology annotation, biological process: microtubule cytoskeleton organization; microtubule-based movement. Gene Ontology annotation, cellular component: cytoplasmic dynein complex; centrosome.
CGUCGCGAUCAGACGAGUGAAAAAAUAAAGAAGAAAAUCGCUCGCGACGUCGUCAAAAGGUGUGUGUGGAAAAAAAACCUCUCUACCACUAAUCGAAACGGGUCAUUCGAGGAAAGAAAAAAUGUUUCAAUCCAUCGCGACGAGCUGGAAUCGGUUUUAGGAAGUUCCGUUCAAGUACUGGCCAACCCGUCGGGAGUUCCGUUUGCGUGCGUAAUCGUGGUUCGGGGGUUUUGAACGGCUUUCCGGAAGUUUUGAGGAGUUUGAGGCUGUGAGUUGCAACUUUUUUUUUUUUCUUUUCUUUCUCUUCGUUCCAUUUGUGGAGAGUGUAGUGAAAACGCAAAGAAAAACCGCUCCCCAGGGCCUCCUCUGAUCGCGUCUCUGCUGCUGCAAGACGGAUCAUUUUGGGAGUCUUUUCUCGGUGGUGAAACAGCUAGUGAAUGAAACGCGAAUAGAGAAGAAAAAACGGUGAAGAGCCGCAGAAGCCAACAUCUGAGAGUCCCACUGUGUGUUUUUGGUGCGUCAGCAGCGAUUCUUCGCUGCUGCUUUUCCUCCCGCUUGCUUCUGCUGCUGGCUGCUGGCCUGUUUCCGUGCUGAGCUUCUUUUUCUUCCCAUCACCCCUCCCCCCAUUUCGGAACAAUACUGUGCAUUUUUCGGGGGAGGCAAUCUUCGGAAGGAUUCGAACAUCUUGUAAGGAAUUUUGUGGAUUACCCUGCCAGGAAUUCCUGCAUCCACCACGAACACAAUGGAAAUCCUCAACUCGUCGACGACGUCGCAAGUCAACGGAAUAACCGCAACGACACCCCGAAAGAAGGAUAUCGAUCCGAAGGAGAACCUCUGGUCGGCAAUUCUCAGUGAAGUACAAACACAGAGUAGUACCAAACUUCCCUCAAACAAAUCAGUGCUCGUGUUGGGUGACAAUGCGAGCGGCAAAACGACACUGAUUGCAAAGCUCCAGGGCGUUGAGGAUCCGAAAAAGGGUUCCGGCCUUGAGUACGCCUACAUAGACGUCCGGGACGAAUACCGAGAUGACGUCACCCGGCUCGGAGUGUGGAUAUUGGAUGGCGAUCCCGGGCACACCAACCUGCUCAAGUAUGCACUAAACGAGACCAACUACGCACACACACUGGUCAUUCUGACGUUAUCGAUGACGACGCCGUGGAGCUGGGUGGACCAGCUGGAACACUGGAUCAAGAUGCUGGACGACCACAUAGCGGGGCUGAAAAUCGACCCGGAGGAACGACAGCAGUGCCGCCAGAGGCUGGUAACGGUGUGGCAGAGCUAUUGCGACACGAUCGACGAACUGGACCCCGGGUCCCCCAUCAAGCGAACCAAUCGUCUCUCGUCGGUGGACGACGACCUGGAUGCGCUUCCCCUUCCCGAAGGUGUACUAACGACCAAUUUGGGCUUAGAUGUAGUAGUUGUUGUGACGAAAACCGACUACAUGACCACCCUGGAGAAGGAGCUCGACUACCGAGAUGAGCACUUUGACUUCAUGCAGCAGUGGAUCCGACGGUUUUGUCUGGUGUACGGUGCGUCGCUGUUCUACACCAGCGUGAAGGAAGACAAAAACUGCGACCUGCUCUACAAAUACCUAACGCAUCGAAUCUACGGGUUACCGUUCCGUACACCGGCACUCAUCGUCGAGAAGGAUGCCGUUCUAAUACCCGCUGGCUGGGACAAUAUGAAGAAGAUUAACAUAUUGUACGAAAACAUGCAAUCGUGUAAACCGGAUGAUUACUACAAUGAUAUUAUUGCACAACCGCCUUCUAGAAAGACUGUGUCCAAUCGAGAGAUUGAAGUUCAGACCGAGGAGGAGCAGGCAUUCCUCAGCCGGCAGUUGCAACUGCUGCAGCAGGGCCAGACGCCGACGCGCGGUGAGUCGCCGAUGCGGUCGCAGAACAGUGCGAGCAAAACGUCCCCACGGACGCCGGGGUCGGCCGGUGCGCAAGGAUCUCCCAAAAAGGUCGAUGGCAAGCUCAACCCAGGCACUCCCAGCGGCGAGGGCGUGCUGGCCAACUUCUUCAACUCGUUGCUGCAUAAAAAGUCCGGCUCGCCAGCCGCUGCCAGCUUAGCGGGUACCGGGGUAUCUCCGAGGGCGACCAACGGCGGCGAUAUGGUGACGGCCAGCGAGAAAAUUUCCAUGCGAACUGACGCUGCCAUGGAGUUGGACCGUUUGGCGCGAAGCGUCAAGAAGGACCUCGACUUUCCAGCACAGACCGAUUGUUAAGUUGUAGAGCAGCGAAAUGAAACCGAAAACUGUGGAUAACCUUCUAUGAAACCACACAUACACAUACACACACAUUCACCCACGUGGUAACAUACGGUGAUAUAAAUGUCAAGCCUUUUGCGCUAGGGUUUGCGAAAUCCUUAUCAGAGUGGGGGGAAGAUCUGUGCACGUCGUGUGAUAUUUUGCUUUGAUUGGCUUGAAAUCGUACGAAGCAGUGGGAUGUGGUAUCGUUACAGCAUGCAAGGAAGGACGGAUAGCGGAAUGGACGGGAUUGAAACGGGAACUGGAAUGGAUGAAAGAGUUGGUUAGGAUUUGAUAAGGCCGAGUUGGAGUGCGUAUCGAUUCUAUACUCGCUCUCUCUCUUGAGUGAGCAAAAGUAGCGUAUGUGUGUGUUUGGGGGGGAAAUGCUUAUCAAAAACCACUUUUAGUAGUAAGAUAGGCCGAGCAAGUGUAGCGAGAUUAAGUUGAUAGAGAAAGUUAAAUAAAACAAACUAAACAGAACACUGGAUGAAUGUCUCUUUCUGCUUCCGCUUGUUGGUGCUCUCACAGAAGACAUCUUAUUUCCCAAGUGAUGUGGAUGUACCAAAGUUUGGGCUUUCAUGAGUUGUGGAUGAACAAAUUUGAUCUUUUCCGAAAUGAUUGGCUUUCAAAAGCUUAUUGCACGCUUCCAGUUGAUUUUAAGCUAGUGGCAUUAACUUGUGGGCAGCAGAAAGAGAAAGUAUCCUCGAGAAAGAAUGCGUAACGCAAGUGAGAGUAAUACAUUACUAUUAAUUAAAAAAAAGAAAAACUAACUUAUAUCGAAUUGAUAAUAAUUUGCAGCUUAGAGAUGGUUAAACAAUUAAAAAUAACUUAACUUAUAGAACAAGCAACAUUUAUCCAUUGUAAUUCCUCAUUGAACAAAAUCAAAAAAAAAAGAACGAUAAUGCAAAUCAAGCUAAUCGCGAGAAGCGUCUUUCCUAAUUUUGUCCAUUCGUUGUUAUCUAAUGUGUACCAAUCCAAGGGACAAAAUCUUUUUUGUAAUAAUCCGUUUCACACUGUUUUUUUUAAUCAUUGAUUCCGUUGGAACUCAAUCGUACUCCCUAAUUAUUUCGAGACCCAGUACCAAGAUUUUUAGUUGUUGUAGGAGAAGUUGGGGAAACCAUUUGUGCAGUAUUUAUAAAUGUUACACUAGCGAAUCGUGAGAGUAAACCCCCCAUUAUACUGUCCAUUAUUUUUUACGGAAGCAAUUUUCGCCGGCGUGGUUUUGUUGUAAAAAUUUCCAAUUAGCUCAAGGAUGAAGGAUUCGUUUAUAUUAAUUUAGAGCAGAGUAUUUUUAUCGAUUUUUUGUUGAAAACAAAAAAAUACGUUUAAAAGAUCCGACACACUGCUAGGGCGGAGCAGUCGUACCGAUUGUUCUUAUUUAUGUGACUUUACAGCUUAAAUGGAAAUUAGUGCUAACUUAUACUGAGGAGAGCUCAUGCUAAUAACUCACAAACAGACGUAGCAUUGUAACACACUGUUUUCCUAAUAGGAAAACGUAUCUAUUAGUAAACUCUACUACCAUACUGCAUCAAGAGCAACGCAGCGAAGGGAACCAAUUGGUCUUACAUAGAAAAAUAAAUCCAAGAACACUACUAAGGUCGUGUAAAAUGAAUUAUUGCAAAAAA